Molecule: messenger RNA, 1730 nt
Organism: Aureobasidium subglaciale EXF-2481
Lineage: Eukaryota; Fungi; Ascomycota; Dothideomycetes; Dothideales; Saccotheciaceae
Exons: 3
Coding region: 200-1666 (488 amino acids)
Cellular component (GO): mitochondrion
Molecular function (GO): proline dehydrogenase activity; FAD binding
Source: RefSeq, a predicted model, not a curated record
ACCCUCCUUCUCCUCUCAAAAUUGGCGUCGUUCAGCCGCCAUGACCGAUAACACAAGUCACUCGAUGGUGUUACUUUGGACCGGAUGUUUUGUCGCGUUUGGGCAAGCGGUCGCGCUGUGCUCGAACAUGUAUGAACCUCGAACAAUCUUCUCUGACUGUAGAACCUGCAUCGUGUGAACCUGUGACAAGACCGCAAGCAUGCAGACGAGUAUUCCAAUUGCAACCACACUAUCUAUCAGCUCAAAAUGGUUGCCCGGAUUGAGCCGCAGUAUCUCAAGGAUUAUCUCCAGCAAGACCCAGCUUCAAGCUCGCAGGCACACUUCAACUUCUUUACAUUCGAGACAACAUGCUCCGGAUUUAUUCAAGUCGCCUUCUCGACGAACGCUCCAAGCUAUUCCAACCACGACUCUUGUGCGAUCACUUGUUGUUCUUUCAGCGACAGUGCUCCCAGCAAAAGUGUUAGCUUUCCUUAUCCGCACGACCAAGAACAAUGUAGGCAUAGUCGAAUCUGUGCCUCCGCUUCGAUGGGCAUUCAAGAAGAUGUUGUACGACAACUUUUGUAUCGGACUCCAGAAGGAUGAAAUACUGUCCAAGACCCAAGACCUUCGCCGCAUCGGCUUUACUGGCAUUGCUCUGGCAAAUGCUCGCGAGGCUCAGCCCACUACAGAAUUGAACAUUGGCUCGGUGAUUGGUGACUUUCAAUGCGAGGAGUGGGUGGAAAACAAUCUUCAAUCUGUACAACAAGCGGAGCCUGGCGACUACGUUGGUUUGAGAUUCACGGGUGCAGGAACAGCAGCAGCCAAGUUCUUGUCGGAUUUUUCGGCCACUUGCAAAAUCCAUUCAUUGGAGGAGGCGAAGAGAAUCUACUGUGCCGACAUGGAAUACUACGUCGAGCAGGUAAAGAAGAUCUGUGCAGCAGCCGAAGCACGACAGGUUCGUGUCUUGAUUGACGCGGAGUCUUCAACUUAUCAGGGAGCAAUUGAUUGCGCAGCUCUUCAGAUAAUGGCACAUUUCAAUACUUCGCAGAGAGCCUCGGUGCUGAACACGUACCAAUCGUAUCUCAAGUCGAACAUCGACAAGGUGAAGUUGCAUCUGCAGCACUCAAUCGAGCACAAUUAUGUUCUCGGAAUCAAAAUGGUCCGAGGCGCUUAUCUGCAUACUGAACUGGACAAACAAUCUCUGCAUAUCUCUAAACAGCAAACGGAUGAAGCAUACGACGCGAUGGUCCGAUAUCUGCUACAGGCAGAGGGCGAUCGAUCCUGGAAAGCCGACGUAUUGCUUGCGACUCACAACGCACAGAGCGUCCGAAAUGCCUUUGACCUGUACACAAACACUCACCUGCUCGCAGCCCAGAAAGAGCAUCAAGUUCGGGGCAUGACUUUCGCACAACUAAUGGGAAUGGCCGACGAAGUGUCGAUGGAUCUUGUGGUCAAGAUUGAGCAUGCCAAAAAGCAGGAUCUGACAAGAUACUUGACAGAAGUCGACAUGCACAAUCCAUAUCCUCGUCUUGGUGUCUAUAAGUAUACUGCUUGGGGAUCCUUACGCGACUGUCUUCUGUACAUUCUGAGGAGAGCAGAAGAAAACAAAGACGCCGCUGCGCGAACUCAGGACACAGCGUUUGCGGUCAUGCGUGAGCUUCGAUCAAGGGUCUUUCGAAGAAGUUAAAUAACAGAAUGUCAUCAUUAUCUCUAUCAACCGAACAGUCUAGUUUCCCAACCUUGAAAUCAUC